AUGACUAGCCGGACGGGCGUCACGCGACUCGGCGACGCAGCAGCAGUAACAGCUAGCAGUAACAACGCAAGCACAAGCAGUGCCAUGGCGAGUCGUCGGCCGGGCGGGCAGGAAAUUGGGUGGCUCGAGGCAAACUUUGGCCAUGACGACGGCGGAUCCCUGGCCUCUGGUUGCGCCGUCGUUGGUGAUCGAACCGUUGUGCCGGCUUCGCACUUGGUUUCACCCUGCCCGCGCGCCACGUGUGAGCCUAUCGAGGUGCGCCCACAGCCACACAUGGGGCGCCCCAGCCCGCCCGACAAGCUGCUUCCAUGGCAAUCAUCCUCGCCCAGCCCAACCCUCGCACUCGCGGGAGUCAUAGUAAUCUGCCAGUAUAGUAUGAUGGAGCAGCCGGCCAGCGAGCGAGUAGAGUACAGCACAGCACAGCAGUGGCAGACUGCCCGCACACCGGUGUGUCAAGACACGACUGACCCACGCCGUCCGUGGCAUCGUCCUUGGUGGGGCCGUGGAUGCUGCUGCCCUACACCGACGUCUGCUACUGCUGCUGCUGCUGCUGCUGCUGCUGCAUACAGACCCGAUGAUGUUGGUGGUGGUGGUGGUGGUAAUGAUGAUGAUGACGAUGCAAGCAAGCAGCCUUUUUCCGGCAUGGAAUCCCCCUCUUUGGCCGGAUGUAACGGCAGCGCUACAUUAGCUAUACAUACUUCUGCGUGCAUGGAAAUACGUAGUAGCUGGACGCAACUUGCCCUCCCAGCUCGCCUGUCAGCGGGAGGCGGCAGCGUAGGUGCAGGCGGCGGCGGCCAUGGUCCUCCUUGGUGCGCAUGCUUGCAUGCCUCUGCCUCACUUAUGCUCAGGCUCUCCACGUAUACGACUGGCUCCAGUGGCCUGCAGGCGGGCGUGAUUGGCAGCGGUGCAGCUGGCGGUGCAGUGGAUGGCGGAUGGUGGACGGGACAACCUUGGGCUGCGUCAUUGUCGACGCCGUUGCUCGGUGGGGCCUAA
Bipolaris sorokiniana ND90Pr is the source of this 993-nucleotide messenger RNA. RefSeq lists its product as uncharacterized. NCBI's taxonomy places the organism in Eukaryota, Fungi, Ascomycota, Dothideomycetes, Pleosporales, Pleosporaceae. The transcript has 3 exons. The coding region runs from base 1 to 993 and encodes 330 amino acids. The record is from RefSeq and is a predicted model, not a curated record.